GGCGUCGCUGUGGGCCCGCCGGGGGAAGCGGGCAGCUCCCUUCUUGGAGCCGAGCGAGAGCGGCAUAUUCGGCGCGGACGGAGCGUGCGCCAGCCUCUCGUCGCUUGCUCGGCCCAGGCGGUGAGCUUCGGCCGCCGACCCCGCCUCCGUGCCUCGCAGCAGCAGCAGCAGCAGCACAGCCGCGGCAGCCGCAGCUGCCCGAGAGGCGGGCAGAGGAGCAGGAAGGCGCGCUGAGGUGUGUGCAGCAGCAGCAGCAGCAGCAGGAGCCGCCGCCUCCCCAGGGCCGGGUAUGGCCGACAGCGCCAGCGAGAGCGACACGGACGGCGCGGGGGGCAGCGGCGGCGGUCCGGGGGUGUCUCUGCCCGGCUGCCCGGCGGGGCCUGGCUCCUCGGGGGUCGGCAAAGCGGGCGGCAUCGUGAUCUCGCCGUUCCGGCUGGAGGAACUGACGAACCGCCUGGCGUCGCUGCAGCAGGAGAACAAGGUGCUCAAGAUCGAGCUGGAGACCUACAAGCUCAAGUGCAAAGCGCUGCAGGAGGAGAACCGCGACCUACGCAAGGCCAGCGUCACCAUCGUGAGUGCGGGAGGGCCGGGCAGGGCGUUACGGGGCUCGACCCCCUUGGCCUCCCCCCCACGCGAGGCACCCUCGCUCCGUCCUCAGCGAGGCCCGCCGCUCGCCUCUUCACCUGGGAGUUGGUGGAGGGGAGGCGCCGGCCGGGCCCGCCUCAGGUGGGGCUUGGGAGGGCCUCGCCUUGAGAGGGUUCCGGGUGGGAGCGCUGGCGAGGCGCCGGGUGGAGGCCCAGCUGGGAGGGCUCCGGGCUUUCCCGCGCCUCCGUCCCCUUUUCUCGCCUGCGCGCUUUUCCCCACGCGCGAGCUGCUGCUUUUCGCCCUGGUAGACAGCUCGAUCCUGCGCCUACUCCAAAGUAGGUCCUGCCGAGUUGAGUGCGCGCAGGAUUGCAUCUCGGAAUCUGAGCCGGGCCUUCUCGGUACUGGGUCCUUGGGCAGCAGCCACGCCAAUGGGCCCCUGGUGGCAGCCGUCUUUAUUUUCGUUUUGCUCGCCACAUGUUUUGGAGAGGGAAUGGGCUCCCUUCUUCUCUAUUCCGCCUGCUGCCGCCAUGCACGUCUAUUGCACACAGUUGUUGUGUCGUCGCCGCCGCCUUCUGUUGGAAUGGCUGGGUUGUGAUUUUUUGUAUUCGCACCUGAGCGGAAGGAUGGCGUUGAAGAUGGUGGCUGCCCGAAGCGUGGUUCGGAAUGAACAGGGUGCCCCAUGUAAGUUGCAGCGUUAGAAUCUCAGAUAUAUAAGCUAAGUGCCAAAAGGCUCCUUAAACCAGGGUUGCCAUCACCAAAACGGAUAGCCCUAGUUGCCGUUUUGGGGCCAGGUAGGCCUAAAGCCAAAUUUCUCAAUAUGGCUUUUUGGUUGCUGAAAUUCAUUCUGAUUGUGCAGAUAAAAUGUAACGGGUAGAACUCGUGUGUGAAAGGAGUCAAGAUCCAAGGAUUCCCAGGCAUGCAGCUCCAGAUGAUGGAGGCAUCAAAAUGCACCUGACGAAUUUCGAAUGCUGGCAAGUUGGUGAGAGCAAUGAAAAGCAAGGAAGGCAUUAUGUGUGGGUACAGUGAGGAAUAGAAGUGUGGAGCUAGAUGAAUGGUGGACUUCAGAUAUUGCACACCUUUAUACAUGAUCUUUCUAUAGUAUUUAUAAAUUGCUUUUCUGUGCUUUGGACUAGAUGCCCAUUGGGCUAGAUGUCCAUUCUAUUACUCUAUUCUGUACCCCCCUUUUUUCUUCCAAGGAGCUCUAGGUGGUAUACAAGCAACUCCCAUUUGCACAGGCAUUGUGUUCUAGGUCAUUGGCAUGUCAGUGGUCACACAUAAACCCAUUCUGCUCCCCUCCAGGCCCGAAAGCUGCAUGUAUGUUGGCCAUCAGUUGGACAUGUGCAAAAUGGUCGCCACCUGUACAUGGUUCUCUCACCCCAAUCCCCACAACAACCAUGUGAGGUAGAUUAGAGUGAGAGGCAGUGAGUGAGUAGCCCAAUGCCACCCGGUGAGCUUCAUGGCCACAGUGGGGAUUUGAACCCUGGUCUUCUGGGUCCCAGUCUGACAUUCUAACCACUCAUCCACAGUGGCUCAUUUUAUAUAGCAAAGCCAGAUCUAGGGUGACUCAGAAAAACAGGGCAUAGAGCAGUCACAAAACAUACAAGUGGGAUCAAGUUUUAUUCUUUAUUCUCUCUCAGAUCACUGAAUGGUUGCCAUUGACUUGUAAUAUGGGGGGAAAUAAAAUGCUGCACUGAGAGGAAAGCCAUGGCAAAAAAAGGUGCCAUAUGGUACUGCAUAGGUCUGCUAUUUACUUACAUUCUGUGGCAGAAUUGCUGCAACCACCUUCAUUGGUUUUGUGUGAGGUUGCAGUCAAAAGUCUAGUUACUGUGUUGCCAAAGCCCUGUUCAAACCUAACAUUUGAAUGCUUCCAUUGAGUCACAUCAGUCCUGUUAUUGCUGCGCAAAUGGUUCAUUGGAUCCAACAAUGACAUUACAUUGGGGCAAUGCUAGAUAUGGUUUUCCUUUCUCUAAUUAAAGAGAAUCAAACCUAUUUGUGUGGGACCAAAUAUAUAAUGUCUAAAUCAGAAUGGGCACUUUCAGAGAUUUGAAGUAGAAUUGCCUGUCUAAAAUGGCUUUGGUUCUUGGAAAGAAAUUAAUCAGUCUUAGCAAAAUUCCAUGGUUUAUGGUAGAUUCAGGAUUACAGCCUCUGUAAGCAGAGUUGCUUCAGAGAUCAUGAAAAUUAGCCAUAGCCUUUCUUUUGAAAUUUGACUUUGUAUGUAGUUUGUACGGUGUGCCAAGGUGAAAACUGUACUUGAGUGCCUCCAGGUUACAUCUAACGGGAUUUUAGUUGUCCAAAAUAGUUUGACAAAUAGGCUGCUAUGAUGUUUAUUUUACAUUACUAAGCACAGUCCUGAUGAAGACGCAUGGGAGCUGACACAACACAAGUACUGGUGCAAGGCUGGGCUUUUAAUAUGCAGGGCUUCAAUAAUGAAUAUUAGGUACUGUGGCAAAAUACACUAGCUUAGUUUUGUGAGCAUCUAUAAGUCAAGCCAAAUAUAUACUGAACACAAUAUCUGUUGUCUGUUGUAGACACAAGCUGUUCACAAACAUAUUGUGUGACAUUGACAAUAGUGGUAUGUUCUAAGGGACCAGACUACAUAGGGGAACCAGUUAUGUAGCAUAACUGGUCUAGUUCAUUGUGGAAUAGACAUUCCUAGGCAAUCACUGACUUUCAUCAGCUAGGUAAAAUACUGUCUCUUUAGUUGAAGUUGCUGAUUAGUUUGCUUUAUUCACUUCUUAAGUUUGAAUACUUAUUUGAGAACUGACUAUCAUACUGGAACAUUUCACUCAUUUUGAAUCUAUUCUGACAAUAGAAAACCUUUGGCUUAAGGGUUUACUUUAAAGCAUAGUAGUAGCAUUCUACAUGGCUCUGAAAUUUUGAAAACUUGGUGAGUUUGUCUUUUUGACAUCCAGCUUAUCCUAUAAAUCAAGAGGCAAUCUUGUGGAAUCUAUAGAAGUUUGGCUUCCUGUGUAUUUCUUGGAGAAUAGUGACCAAACUGUUAGGAAGGAGUCCCUGGUGGAUCCUAGAACUAGACACAAGAUACUCUUUGAACAAAUGAAUAUUCUUCUUUGAUGCCAGUAAAAUGAACAAAUGAUUUUUUGCUCCCUAGUACAGUGGUACCUCGGGUUAAGUACUUAAUUCGUUCCGGAGGUCCGUUCUUAACCUGAAACUGUUCUUAACCUGAAGCACCACUUUAGCUAAUGGGGCCUCCCGCUGCCGCACGAUUUCUGUUCUCAUCCUGAAGCAAAGUUCUUAACCCAAGGUACUAUUUCUGGCUUAGCGGAGUUUGUAACCUGAAGCAUAUGUAACCCGAGGUACCACUGUAAUUCUAAUAAGAAUGAGUCUGAAAGGGAUACCUCUCCCCAGCAAGCUCCCUAUAUCAGGAUGUAAUCUCCUGCCAUAGGGAACCUGUGUAGAUGCUCUCUGCUUAUCUGGUAGGCUCCCCCAAAGUCUGGGUGAAAUUUUGUUUACAAAGUGCUGUGAAAGUGACCACAUUUAAUGGAGUUAAUGAAUGCUUAUUUGUCUGGAUAGCCCUUUCAAAAUAAAUGAUAACAGCUUGAUAAGUGUCUUGAUAAGUAUCUUGAUGAUGAUACGCAUUAACUUCCACAGGAUGCUGAAUUAAAUCUCCUUUUUUACUAACAGAGAAAGUCUUCCAGUCUAUGACUUCUCAAGUUUGAUAUUAACUGGUAUGUUCAUUGAAAUAGUUUAUGUUUAAUGAGGCUUGAUUGGGUCACCUGAUCUGGAUUCACAUGGGGGGAAAGAGUAAUAAGCAAGUGAUAAAGACUCAUUUCUUCACUUGUUUUUAUCAUGAUGAAACAAGUCUCUUUAUAUGUUGUGGAAUAUACUUGGGAUAAUUUAAAGUUCAGUAUUGGUACAUACUAUGUUAGGAGGCAGAAACUUCUGGGGAAAAUGCCAAAAUUAUUUGCAAUGUGACUGGAGGAGCUUAUUGAUGCUGAUUUCAGUGAAUGGCCUCAGAUGCAAAUCUUCACAUUAAAGAUGUGUACUUUAUGUAAACUAAGGCCUUAGAUGUGUGCAAGUUCAAAGGGGUUAUCUUGAUAAUAAACAAUUACAAUUGGCAAUACUUUCUUUAAGAGUCUAAAUAUUGCAUUCACCAGAGGUUUAUAUAUAAAUGGUUUUAUAUGUAAUACAGAAAUACAGAAGUACAGAUAGUUCUGAAAAGCUUACUGAAGAAUAUAGAAGGGUACAGCAUUUCUAUAGCAAGUUGUUGGCAGUCGGCCUUUUAAUAGCUUUCAAAAAUAUCUGUAAAAUGAACACUUAAAUAGUUUUUGAUUGUCAUCGCAAGGGCUGUUUAAAUACUGAAAAUCAAGCUAGAUACAUAAUGGGCAACAUGAAAAGUAGUGUUAAAUCAGUUGUGCGUCACAACUGAAGUGUUAAUGUGCAAGCAGUAAAGGAUUGAGUGAAUGCAUAAAAAAGAAUAGGAUGUUAAUCUAAGAACUACUUUAUACAAUUUUUUGCUGUCAGUACCGUUGGGACUUAGAGAUGCUUCCUCUUUCAGUACAGCUUUUUUCUGUUUCUUUUUGGUGUUUUAAGAUUUCAGGCAAUGUUUUAAAAACGUAGCUGUGUACAGUUCACAUUUCUUUUUGCUGUAAGAUUUGAACAUAAUUAUGAAACCAGUGGAAUUUAUUUGUUAAUGUGAAAAGAGCUGAAACUUUUUAAAUGUUUGUUAAGCAGAAACGAAUAUUUCACUAACUUUUAGUGCUAAAGACGGCUUCCACUAUUAAGUAUUCAGAUGCAUCCAGUAAUGUAGAGAAGAAUAGUUUUUUUAAAAAUAAUAUUUGAAAUUUGAUAGUAGAAGAGAGUUGCCCAAACUUCUGAAAGCUGAGGCAGUCCCUCCUAUCCCGCAAUUAAAACUGAUGGCAUUCUUCUCUUGUUUACAUAACUAAAAACAAAGCUCUUUGGAUGUGUAAGAACUAUCUGCCCUCGGAGGAGCUUUACCCCUGUGUUUCUGAGUUGCUGUUCUGAGUGUGCCUCCUCUGAGGGUAGUUCUGCUACAUCUCUCUCUGUGGGGUGAUUUAAUGAUCAAAUUGCAUCAAAUGCUGAGGCUGCUUGGGAGGCUCUAAAGACAAACAGUGGAUCUUACUGACAUGCAGGUGGCAGUCUCCUCUGUAGCUGGAUCCUUUUUGCUUGUGAGAGGUUACUUUUGAUUGCAUCUUAGCUGUUCUCUUGCGGCUCACUGGUGUGCCCAAAUAGCAGAAAUUUAUGGGGGUAGCUGUGCUGGAUUUAGGGGGGGAGCUUGAAUUUAGGAUGGGUACACAUUACCUCUAUUGCUUGUAUACUGUAGGUAGAGCAGAAUCCAUCGUUGUUGUUAGUUCACCUUCUCCGCACUGCCAGGAUGAGUAGCAUCUCAUUGUUCAUUGGAUUCCAAGGAUGAUAUCAUCAAUAUACAGUGGGAAAUUUUGCUGCAUGUAUCAAGUGUUGGAGCCCAAGUUAGAAAUUAUUAUUUAUUUGUAUGAUGUGUUAACAGUGUACUUAGUGUUUUUAGAAGUCCAAAGAUGCCUUAAAAUUUAUAGUGUAUUGAUCUGUUUCUUACUGGAAAUAGAAAUCGUGGCCACAGCAAAGAACCACUCAUCCAUACUUGUUUCUUGAAUUGCACCCUCUCAAAACACAUUCCUCCACCCUCACACCAAUUCUACAUGGCAAACCUGUUUUAAAGGGGAAGUUUUAAAAAGUAGCUUGUGCUGUGGCAAUGCGGGUGAGGUAACAAUCUAAUUGCUUUUUUAAAGAAAACCCACCAGGUUAGUACAAGCAUUUGGGUGUGCCACAGUAGUUCUUUGGACUUCAGCCCAUUUGUGUGAUUUUUUUGGAUUAUUUAAUAUUUAUAUGGAAUAAGAUUUCCCUUAAAGUUACUGGUCCCCCCCCCCCAUGAUAUUUUGACAUAGCUUUAUACAAAUAAAUAUAGUAUUAAACAAAGACAGUUUCAACUUACUCUGCAGAGGGAGCAGUGACUACGCCAACUUUUGUUGGGCAAGUGGGGUGUGUGAGUACACAGUGAUGCACCUUUAAUUAUUUUUAUUUAAUUGCCAAUCUAUUCUGUACAUCCUAGGGAGCAAAAAUUCACUUACUAUCUAGCACUUCCACCGUGUUCCUUUCUAAUAGGAAGCAAAAUUCUGCGCAAGGUCCUUUCUACCUUUUGGGGGGGAUUGUCACAUCUAUUUAUGCAGAUUUCUGGUGAUGAGUCAAUAAAGGUACAGAAGGAUCCUGCAGGUGAGAUACCCAGAACUAGGACAGUACUGUUGAUACAGACUGGUCAAAGAGUUGUAAAAUGUAUUUGCGGUCAGAGGUGUGCAGUACAGCAAUGGAAAAUAAUCUAAAAUGGCAAGUCCUGGCAAGAAGUUGGAAUAUUUGCUUAGUUUUUGGUUUGCGUUAACAAUGACAACUCGGACCUUAAAGCAAAGCGGUUAUUAAACUAGGUUCUUGGUGGAAAUCAAUAAUAUGGCAUUUUUUCGUUCUGAUGUUUAGUUUUAUUUUCUUUAUUCUUAUUUUCUUUAGACUCCCUGAUUAGAUUUCUUAUGCAGGAUGUUAGUUUUGAUCCUCCUGCAUAUGAGUAUGUACAUGUUUAGUUCUUGCUUCCUCCUAAUAAGUGUUACAAUAAGAUGCUUACCAUUCUAGGUUUUCUGCUUUCUGAGAAAGGAGGCCUACGGUUGUCUCUUGAGAGUGUGGCAGAAGAGAUGGAUAUGAAUGUUAAGGCACUCCAUCUUUUUCUUAGUUAAUGAAACUGGCAACUCUUUGGGCAACUCAUCCUAAGUAAACUCCGUGAUGAAAUUGUUAAAUGUUUUUGGUUUUGCAUGUUCUGGUGAAACAGCCAAAGCUGGGCAUAACCAUUUCUAGCCGCAGAAGAGAUUUGAGACUCUGGUGACAAGUUGGAAUCCUGGAGUACUCCCAGACUAUGAAUCUGUUCCUUCAAGCCCUCACAGAAGAGUUUGCUCCCCUAAUUCCUGGACUUGGAAGGCAUCUACCCACAGAACCUCCAUCUUGUCAGCUUUCAGCCUGUUUAAUUGGCCCCGAUCCAGCCCCUUACUGCUUCCAGACACAAGUUCAACACCUGCAUAGCACCUCCAGAUUGAGAUAAAAUGGAGAGAUAAAACUGAGUGCCAGCAGCAUAAAGAUUCUGUGCUCCCAACUCCACAUAUGAUGGCACCCAACUAUUUCAUAUAGAUGUUGAAUAACAUAUAAAACAGAAUGGAUCCUUGUGAAGACCCCAAGCUGAAAAGCUAUGGAGCCAAGUAACUUUCUCUAGAUGCUCUGAAAUAAUAGCAACUUUCAGCAAAUUGAAGGACGUAGUUAAAUCUUUUUUCCUCUCUUCAUUGACAUUUUUUCCUUUUCCUUCUCCUUCUCUCUCUUUGUUGUUGUUGUUGCUCAUUUAAAUUUAUCCAAAAAAAGCAAAGGUAGCCUUCUUUCCCUUUUUGUUUCAUGAUACUCUAUUGCUGACUGCACGGCAUUAUUUGCUGACUACAUGGCAUUAUUUUAAUAAUUGUAUACUCCAUCCAUAGAGCAAAACAGAGUGGAAUUUCAGAGAGAACCUGGAAGAAUGCCAAAGUGUAAGGGGUGGGAGUGACUCAACAGAACAGUUAAACAAAUAUGGUAAUUUGUAACUGUGUUCUUAUUUAUACUUCCCACAUGUAGUGGAACUAUAACUGCUCUCUGCUUGCUGCUAGACACAGAAUAGAAAUGUUAAUUAUUAAAGCUGAUGAAUAUCUUGCAACUUAAGAGUGAAGAUUGUGCAUAUCUUACCUGUAGUUAUGCAUAUUCUAUAGCCUUCUAAGUUGAAUUGAAACUUGCUUCUUUUCUCUGGGAAACUGAAAAGAACAGCCAUGCUUGGACUAUGUUAGGCAAGGCAAAAGGUAUGUGGCAAAGUUCAAAUGAUCCAGUUAAUUAAAAGUGUCAGUAUAGUCAAGUCACAAAGGGAAAGAGUCUUUAAUAAAAUGGAACCAUUUCCAUUUAUAUAUAUGAAGAGAUCAUCACAGGAGGGGAGACAUGAGAGUGAAACGAAAAUAUUCCAAGGCUACACUCCAAAGAGUCUGUUUAGGUGCACCACAGGGCUUCUGUGUUUUUCUCCAUCUCCGUUGGCUGCCAGUCCAUUACUCGGACCAAAUCAAAGCUUUGGUAUUAACCUUAAAGUCCUGAACAGCUUUAGGCCAAGUUACCUGAAGGAUUGUUUCCUCUUAGACAUAAGUUUCUGGAUCCUAAGAUCAUCUUCAGAGACCCUUCUCUUGGUGCCCACACCAGAUCAGAUGCUGUGGCAAUGGUAGCUACCCAGGAGGGACAUUUUUUGGUGGUGGUGCUCUGGUUGUGGAAUGCCCUUCCCAGAGAUGUGUGCCUGUUACCCACAUCAUGGUUGUUUUGCCAUGCUUUUUAAGUAUUUAGAAUCUUCUGGUGCUUUUUAAUGCUGUUUUUAUAUAGUUGCAGAUUGUGGCUACAAUUUUUAUUGUGAUUAUAUGUUUGGCCUUGUAUUAAUUUUUGUAUGGCUUUUAAAUGGUCUUGUUCGCCACCCAGAGAAUUAUUGGAUGAGUAAUUGAGCAGUAUACAAUGUUUAAAACAGAGAAAUAAAUCUUCCAUGUCAUAUCACAAACUGUUUUCAAAACGUGCCUGCAAUGGAGCUGGGGUGCACUUGUGAAACCAGGCUGGGCACACAGGGUUACUAAACCUGUGAAAGUGAUUUUUUUUCUUUCCAAACCAGGAGCUAUGGCUAAUUAUGGUUUAUCCAAACAAGCCAGGAUCAGAAAUGGUGGUUUGAUCUUGGCUUGUUUGGACAAACCAUAGCAAAAGCUAAUCAGACUUUAACCUCUUUAAAAUGGAACCAGAUGCGUCCCAUGUUUUUCUCACCACCAUGCUAAAGAAUGAGAAGGGAGUGCACAAGCACAAGGCUCAUUCAUACAGAACUAGUGCUGUGUCGAAAGGCAACCUUAUGUAAUUCACAGUUUGUAAAAAUUAAAUGCAGGCAGGCUGCAUUGCAAAGCAAGGCAAAUGCGUCUACAAAGCUAGUAAGGGAAACCAGUGUUACUCCAACAGAUUGAGCUUCAUUGAAGGCUUCAAAUCAGUAUGAAUUUCUUCCAUUGGAAAAAUACAAGGUAAUAAAUACACCACAUGAUUUGGAUUUAGACAUCAGACACCUAAAAUGAAGCAAUGUGAAAAGGAAAUGAUAGAAACUACUUUUGUGACUUCACAAACUAUUUUUUCUAAGCACAGAGUGUUCAAAGUUUAUUCCGAUGGAUAGCACAACCAAUAUCCUAGAAUCAAGUUGCAAGUUUCUCCAACUUGUUUGCACACCCUAUUUUUCUGUAUUUUGUAAUACAAAUUAGCUCCAGUUUCAGCCAGUGGGUGCCAGCUAUUCUGCCAAACCUGCUGUUCCAAGUAUGAGUGUGCACUAUUCUAGAGCACACUUGGGUCAUCUACGGUUCCAUGCACCAGUGUAGUUUUUCCUGUACCCUACUGAAGCAAGGAGCUCUGAGCAGUACAGUGAAGGAGAGGAAACCUCUGUUGGUUGCCUAACUAUCUCACACAGCCAGUCACACAGGUCCUCUUUCUCUUUUCUAAGCAUGCUACAACUCCUUUCUCCGUUUUCCAUUUGUGUCACUUUUCUGCAUUAUAAAGGCAUAAUUUUCUCCAAAAAGCACAACUUUCUUCAUCUUGUUUUUCAUGUUUUGUACUUCCUUAAGAAGCUUAGUAUAGUCAAUAUUUAUAGGACCAGCUCCUUAUAAGAGGAAAGAGUGUUGAAAGCUCAUGGUACUGAUCUGCUUAUUUACAAAUGUGCACAUACAAAUGGAUAAAACACACAAACAUACUCAGUUAGAGUCACAGUUGCUGCCCCCUUUGCCUCUCUAGAAUUAUCGCAAUCAUCCAGCCAGCCAGCCAGCUCUAGGCUGCUUCUGUUCUGCAAACUUUGUGAAAAGAAGAAAACAAUUGUGCCAAACUAAAACUGGAUUGAGUUCUCACCAGAGCAGUAUGAGUCACAUCAAUGCCUGGAACAACCUAAUGAUCCAUUAAUGCCAUAUUCAAAGCUCACCAAGCACAGGGUGGAUGUCAUAGUAGGCCAGCAAACUUUACAACCCAGUAAUAAUUUUUGAAACCGCAUUUUAUAUUCCCACUGCCACAAGACACACACAGGCUAUAAUCUGAAAACAAAAAACUGCAGUUAGGUGAAUAUGGAAGCGGCUCCUUCCAUUCUCCCCCUUGGCAUCUGUGCCAAGCACUAUAGUCUGAUAAGUAGAUUUAUUGCAUUAGCCGAGUGGCCAUAGCAUGAUAUACAUUAAAAUAACAACAUAAAAUGGGGGUGGGGAGGUAGAGGUAGACAUCGUCCUGGGCGAAUACUUAAAGAAAGUGAAAGAAAAAAAAAAAAAAAAAAAAAACAAAAGCUGCUGAGGCUGGAGGAGGACCGUUGAAGGGUCCUUCAGCUCCUCAGAUUAGUCCUAACUCGAUUGUCCUUGUACAAUAAGGCUACUUGGAACUUCGUUCGGUUGUGCGGCGUAUCGACUGCAUCUGUGGUGUUAAGGAAGAAGUUAGUGCCGCUUUCCUCUUCAUCACACUAAGCAGGAAGUUAGCUGUCAUCUCAGUAAUCCAACAAUCAGAAUCCUGCAAAAAGAGGACACUAUCCAAGGCUGGAUUGGGAGAUGGAACUUAUUCACGAAGGGAGUUAAAAACCGAGAUCUUUCAUCUGUCCAGUUGGGACAGAAGAGCAUUACAUGUUCCAUAGUCUCCAGGGCCGUGUCAUUACAGGAGCAUGUUCUGUUUGCGAUGGGAACUCUGGAAUAACGACCCGACAGAACUGCUGUAGGAAAACAGUUGAGACGGGCACAGGUAAAAGCCCUUCGCUUAGUCUCCGAAGAAAUUGUGAAGCAGUAUAGAGGAUCCCUUCAGGGGUGGAAUAGCUAGGGCUAGGCCUGAACACGGUCCUCUUGCACAAGAAGCUGUGUUGGAGAAGUCAAGUUGCUGUAGUUUCUUUUUAAUUAGGGGUAGGGCCACCGGGCUGAUACACUCUAAGUUAAGAACAGUUUUACAAUUCAAAUUGAGAAGAGAGCGGAAUUUGAGGUUAAUUGUAGUUUUCCAAGGGGAAUUAUGAAUAUCUCUUAGGAUCAGAUUGGAAAAGCCACCUCUAAUUCGAGCAUCCGAUGCUAAUAGGUGGAGGGUGUAGGAAAUGGCUCGGCUCCAUGCUCGUCUAGCAAUUGAAGGCUGGGCGAACUCGAGUCGUAGGGCUGCACCUGAGACACAUCUCGGGACGCCGGAAAGAGAUCUCAGAAACAUAUGAAGUGGACGAUCCAGGUUACCUGAUAUUGCUGUAGUCCAUACUUCACAUCCAUAUAAUAAUUUAGGGACGACUUUGGCAUUAAAUAUUUGAAUUGCUGCUGGAAGGUGUUUGCCGCCCUUCUGGUGGUAAAAUCGGACAAUGGCGUUAGAGGUCGUGGUUGCAGCGAGAAAGGCAGAUUGUAGAUGGGUGGUCCAGGAGAGAUUAUAGGUGAAUAUUAAUCCUAAAUAUUUAAAGGCUUUUACCUUUUCUAAGUAGCCACCUGUGAUCUUAAGCGGCUCCAACUUGAGUUUGCGGGAGCGAGUGAAGUGGAGGACUUUCGAUUUUUAUAAUUAAUAUUAAGAGCUUCCGCCUUACAAUAGGCGAUAAAUGCAUUAACUGCAUUUGCUAGAUCCGCAGCUGUUCUGGAUAAGAUGACGGCAUCAUCAGCAUAGAAAAGGGAAGCAACGGGGUGGCCUGCUAAGUGAGGAGGAUACUUAGAUGCUAGCUUCAAAGUGGAAAUUGCAUCAUGAAGAUAGAGAUUAAACAGUAAAGGGGCCAAGAGGCAACCUUGUCGGACGCCCUUGGCCGUUGGAAAUGGAGUAGUGGGGAGCCGUUUGGACUAGUUCGGACGCGAGCUGUGGUGUUUGAAUAAAGGGAGAUAAUUAGGGAGAGAAGGUGCGGAUCAAUUCCCAGAUGGGCAAGUUUGGACCAUAAUCUCUGCCUAGGAAUGGAAUCAAAGGCGGCCUCCAGGUCCAUGAAAGCGGCAAAUAGGUGGCCUUGCCUUGGAGCAGUGUAUUUACUGGCAAGGUGAAAGAGAGUUAGACAAUGGUCCAUGGUUGACGCUGACUUUCGGAAACCAAUCUGUUCUAGCGGUAGAAUGUUCCUCUCCUGGACCCAUGAGAGAAGUUCCUCCAGUAAAACAGCGGCAAAUAUUUUCCCGGGAUGGAUAAUAAGCUGAUGGGGCGAUAGUUCCUAGGGAUGUUUGGCUGGCCGCCUUUGAAGAUCGGAACUAUUAUAGCUUCUCUCCAGGAGUCGGGGAUGUCUAGGGCGGAGGAGAUAGCGGUGAAUACAGGAGUCAGGUGUUCGCUCCACCAAAGAGGAUCAGUCAGGAAAAGGUCCAACGGGACCAUGUCUGGGCCAGGGGCCUUAUUCCUUUGCAUUGACAUUAUGAUGUUGAAAAUGCGAGUUGAAGUAAAGUUUAUUGAAGAAGUGGGACUAAGAGAGCAGGAACUGAGGUCCAAUGGGGAUUGAAGGAGAUCUGUAAGAUGGUUUGGAGAAGCGAAACUAGUUGAAUAAUAAGCAAUCCAUUCAUCCGCGGAAAUCUGGGUAGCUGGAUUGAAUGGUGCCGAAGGUCUAACUAGGCGCCAGAAGGAGCGGGAGUCAUGCCUCUCUACAGCCGAACGAAGAGUGGACCAAGCCUCAAAGAUGUACUGCUGUUUCUUGCAAUGAAUCAUGUUUCUAUAUGUCCUUUUAAUAUCUAUGAGCUUUGCACGGGUUUGGGGGUCGUUGGAAGAUUUGAUGAUUCUGACCAUUUUCCUAAUUCGCCUUCUUAGGGCUUUACAUUCCUUGUCAAACCAGGGCGAUUCAGAGAAGAGGCGUUGGUAAGUAGGCGAGGUGGUGGUUAUGUAAGUUGUUGAGAAAGCAUCAAGUAAUUUCCGGUAUUGGUCAGCGGGCAGGAUUGGAUCAGAGGGAACUGCAGACAUAUCAAAUGAUUUUUGUAUGUCCAGGGCAAGAGAGGAGCUGAGGCUUGUCCAUUUCUUUGUUUUGUAUACAGGGUGGCUUUGUACCAUGGUUCUAUAGUUUGAGGAGACUGGGAGUGGCUCUAUUAGGUUUAACAUUAGAGUCAAUGGAAGGUGGUCACCACCAAAAUAUUCAGCCACUUCCAUUUUUGUAGAAAUUGAGAAUAGCUCCGGCGUCAAUAAAAUGUAGUCGACAACACUGGUUCCCCGGGAAGUGAUGCACGUUAAUUGCUGCGAGGACAAGGGAGUAAUGUUACCAUUUGCGAUGCAGAGAUCGUUUUCCAUGGCCAGUUGGGCCAUCAGCCUCCCGACGCAUUUGUUAUAGGAUCAAGAGAGCAUCUGUUUCCCCAGGGGGGCUGCAGGGGAUUGUCCAGGAGUACUGCGGGAGAUAUUAUAUCAUCGUCGUUGGGACCUAUUCUUGCAUUAAAGUCGCCUAAGAGGAUUUGAGGGGUCCUGGGUUAGUUGUUUGGAGAUCAUGGAGCCAAGACGAAAGUUCAGACCACCUUUCAUUGCGGUCGAAAUCAUUAAUUGCUGGGGGCAGAUAUACUGUAGUUAUCAACCAUGGGCUUUUGGUCUUUGGGAGAUGAAUCUUUAUGGUGAGAAAGUAAGGGGAAGAUUUAAUUUCCUCGCAAAUAGUGAGGGUAAGCUGGUUGAAAUAAGACAGGCGAGGCCAACUUGGGGGCGACCCCUGUUGGUUAGUUUACGAGCACAGGAGCUAAAGGAGCAAUAAUUUGGGAGAACAAUACUUUGUUGGGACCAGGUCUCUUGGAGGCAUACAAUGUCGAAUGAAGAUGAAGAAGAGUCUGAUAGAUUUGUGUGUGGCAUUAAUUGGGAUUUUAAAAAUUGCUCUAUUCCAAAGCCUGAGGUGUGAUUUGAAACAAGAUUAAAAUAUUGUAAACCUACAUACAUCUGCAGCUGAAAUCUUAACACCCCCUCCAAAAAGAGCCAGUUGAAAAGCUAGUUUUAUAGUCUCUAUAAAAUAAUUUCUAUGAUAUGGGUGAUUAUUUGAUUUUGUUUUAAAUCCUUUUUUAGCUGUAUCUUGCAUGGUACAAUAAAUGUGGAUUUGGAGGGCAUUUUCUGCUUUUGUCUCCUCAGUGGUUCCCAUUUUGCAUAUUGAGAUUGGGAGAGAACUGAUAUCCGAAAACAUUUUAUCAUUUUCAUCUCGAAAUGGUAAUGUGUCAAAUGUGUCAGUAAACAAGUCUUCUCUUUUUUUAUUAAAAAAAAAAUAGCAACAUGGCGCCAGUGGCAGGCAAAGCUUCAUUGCCUUUCUACUGCCUCAGGCCAAGUAGCAUUGCAAAUUAUGUUUGGCGGUUCAGUAAACCAGUCCAAUUGAAGUUUGUAUGAAACUGUAGGUAGAGACGUUUUUUAUUAAUAUAUUUUAUUAGGUUUUUAAAAAUUUGUUUUUUACAAAAUAACAAAAGCCAGCAAGGGAGAAAAACAUGAGUUGGGAGGAUGGUGUCUAGAUCAAUAGCAAAAUAUCCAUGAAUGGGUGCCUGUCCAUAACCAUGUGGGUAAGGGUGUAAAAGUAAUAAGUUCAGUUUAUAUGUUGAAUGCUGUAAGGCAAAGUGGCUAACCUGGGGCAUUCACAUUUUAUUGGACCAUAAUUCCAAUCAUCCCUGACUACUGGCUACAGUUUUUAAGCAUAAGAAACAGAUUGUUCCAUUAACAUAAUGAUAACAGUUGCACAAGUAAUCAUGGGUUGUGAAUUACCAGUGGCAACAACAAUGGAUCUCAUAAGCCUUGACUGAGCAGCCAAUGCACACUCACCACCACAUGGGUAGUGCCCACAAAAUGGUUACAUGAAGCAUAUAAUUGCUGUUAUUUCAUGCAGUUGUGUCAACCACAAUGAUGGCAUCUGCCUCUUGGUGUCAUCUGUGGUGAGCCCUACCACUUCCGAGCCUGCCUUUCUUGACAUCCCUAGCAAGCUAUCUAGACUCAGUCUGUGGUUUGAUUGACUAUAGUCCUAGGUCUACUAGGAAGAUAAUGUCUUUUGGGAUGUUCACACCCUCAUGGGUUGUUGAGCUUCUAUCUGCUGUGUAUUUUGGAAAGUGGUUUGUCUGUCCAUCUGUCCUCUAUAGGUUUGACUAUCUCUUGAGAUAUCAUUGUCAGACUUAGUAGAAUAGUUCCCAAGGUGCGGGCAGUGGUCUUUGUUGCCAUUUGGAUGCCGGGCAGCAUUUUGAAUCAUUAUGUGAGUCUGCAACCACACUUUGGCAUGGCUGUUCCCAUUUUCUGGGCUAGGUUCAGCUGCCUCUUGUGAGAUACUGUUGCCAAACUUGGCACAAAAUUUCCUGAAGUAAAGAUGGGGGUCUUAUCUGCCAUUUGGGCACUAAGCACCACUUUGAAUCAAGAUGAGAGAACAAAACAUUGCUUUGACGUGACUUCACCCGAUUUUUGGCAUGAUGAGUCCAAACUCACAAAUUACACUAUCCAUUUAAAAAUCACAAUCUUUUUGGUUUUCAAAAAGCACGACAUAUAAGCAGCCAAUGCCACCUUAUUAUUAUUUUAUUAUAAAACUUAUCUGGCUUUUACAUCACGUGUUUAGAACAUAUGUAGGCGCCAUUAGGUCACCAGUGUCCAUGCCUCCUUUUGAUUUAUUAUAAUAAAGAGAUAUCUCAAGCUCGAAAUUCUGUUUAUGUGUUGGAGAAUGGUGACUCACUGUCCUUCAUUUGUUUAGUACAUAUCUUAGCAAUGUCAAAUAGCCUUGAAAACAAAACAAAAAAUGCUACUUCUAUAUUUUUAGGCAAGGAUUUUUUCUUUCUGCAGUGUAAAGCAGAAAUGUUCCCCACCACCACCUUCACAAUUUGCAGGGGGGAGGUUUGGAAAAAUAAUGUUAUUCUAAUGUGACAGGAAAAAGCUGUAGUUACUUGUUCUCAUUUGCAGUGAUAUUCAACCUCAGAAACUUGAAUUCAAGGUUUUGCUUUCCUCUGUUUGCCAAUUUAAAUGUUUUUAGAAAAUGAGAAAUUUACUUGUUGUGAAAGAAAGAGAAGCUAAGCUUGGAUUUCACAACUAGCCAGUCACCUAAUGGAUUUUUAUUUCAUUUCUCCUACCCUCUAAAAAUAGAACUCACUUUUCUGUUCACUACUGUCGGUGUUGGAGAGGGGCGCGGGUGGCGCUGUGGUCUAAACCACUGAGCCUAGGGCUUGCCAAUCAGAAGGUUGGCCGUUUGAAUCCCCGCGACAGGGUGAGCUCCCGUUGCUCGGUCCCAGCUCCUGCCAACCUAGCAGUUCGAAAGGACGUCAAAGUGCAAGUAGAAUCAUAAAUAGAAAUGAUUCAAAAUAUUUUGCUAGAAUAUCAAUAAACCAUGGGGGCUGUGAACACAUGUAGAUUGGUGGCACAGUCCUAUCCAAUUAUACUUGUAAAUAAGCCCAUCUCUGUUAGAUGAAUGUGCAUAGAAUUGCAGCCAUAAUCUUAUACUUCGUCUUUUUGCUGGCCUGGGGUCGCUGCACAUUUUGCAACAACCCCAGUGUCGCCCCACUCUUGUGCUUGCUGCUGUUGUUGAAUAGCGAAUUACUAAUUGCCCUGUUUCUUUUUAUAUAUCUUUUGUUGAAUUUCCUGCUCUGAGAAAAUGUGUGAUAACUGUUAAGUAUUGCUAAGUGAGACCAAGUGUUUAGGUGUUCUACUGGAUUACUAAAGGUUUUUGUCUUGUCUUAUUUGCAGUAGCAUUCACAUUACAUUUUGAACUUCAGUAUUUUUUCUCUCUCCAGAUACCUUUGUGCAGUGUUGUGUCAGUUUCUCAGAUAGGGAACCGGUAUGAAUCAGAUGGUGAAUCUUCCCCAAGAGCACACAUAAAUCCUGCAGUAGACUGGAAGCACAAAUGAAAGCUGAAGUCUCUAGAGGCCCAAUCCAGUUCUGUAAACACAAAGCAAACCUUCCCCUUGCUCUUUCUGAGCUCUUUGAAUCCUAAUGCAAGUGUUACUGCUUCGGGCUGUGAAAAUUUGCAAUUGUGUUUAAAACAUGCACACUGGGGCCUUUAUUUCUAAUGUAAUUUCUGAAAUUUCAUUAUGUACUGUAGAAGUUGACUAUACAUAGAAAACAGGUAUUCCUAUUAAUAUGUUUCACUUGUUGUUUCUCCUUGCUUUUUUUGAGCCAGCUGCUGAUAAAUGUGGACCAAAGAAUUGAUGUUUUAAAAUCUUGGCACCUGUAUUGUGUGUGGUGUGUGUCCUGUAUAAAGGUGAUGAAGGAUCUCUGACUCCUCAAGUAGUCAAGAAACCCACUGUCACUUCAUCACAUCCCCCAGUCCUUUUAUAUACAUGGCUUUAUUGUCUAUUAAAAUCACCUUUAGUCUCCUAAGGGCUUGCAUUUUGUGAUGGCUAAAAAUAUUCGCACUCUGGUUUGGUCAUUGCACAGCAUUGGCUAAAACUUGUGCGUACAGAUCUGCUUUGCUUUUUAUAGGAAAGCCCACUGUCUAUUUGGGAACUUAAGAAAACAAACAAAGCUGACCACACCCAGGAAUCUAUUAAAUGUACGCAUAACUCGCUUGGGUUAGUUUAUAUAGCCCAAUCACCAUCAGUCCACACAGAGCUAGGCACUGUUUGUCCAUUGGUGCAGCAAUGUGUGCAUUACUUCUUGCUGUUCUGUGGCUCUCUGGAUAAGCACUUGGGUAAUGUGGGUUUUAUGGGUAGCGCUGCUGUUUCGCAUCUCUUUGAAUCUGAUGAAAGUGGGGGCAGAGCAACUGCAUUUUUCUCUUGGUGCCAGUGCCUUUCUAGGCUAAGUGGCAAAAGGAAGGACUGAGCAGAGAAACAUUUAGGGUACAAUCCAGUUCAUUGCUGGUGCCUGGAUCAUUUCAUCUUGUGGUUUCUGGUUUUAUUUUUAUUUUUUAAAAACAGCAGACAUGUUUCUCUUACAGCAAGCAAGGGCAGAGCAAGAAGAGGAAUUUAUCAGUAAUACUCUGUUUAAGAAGAUUCAAGCUUUGCAGAAGGAGAAGGAGACACUUGCAGUGAACUAUGAAAAAGAGGAAGAAUUUCUCACUAAUGAGCUUUCAAGGAAGCUGAUGCAGGUAUGUAAUGUUUCAGCCUAACUUUUCAGACCCAAAAAACCCACCAGAUGAUUCAGCUGAGGCACUAUUACGAAAGUCAUAGCUUCAGAAAUUGUGGGUGGUAUUCAACUAAAUAAUUGCACUUGUGCAAGACUGACAUUGGCACAACAGGACAUCUCCCCCUCCCUCUGUGUAUGUCCUGAACCAUCGCCAGAUCUGCUCCUGAGAGUUGAAGGAACAUCCAGAACAUAUUUAGGGGGCAUGUGGGGGGAGAAAGGUGCAGACUGUUCCAUUGCACAAGGAGAAAUCCUUGUAAAGAUGGAAAUGGAGGACAUUGAAUAAAACCCUGUAGUUUGAAAUCUUUAAAACCCAGUACUGUAGUUUGAAAUCUUUAAAACCCAGUACUGUCGUUUGAAAUCUUUAAAUGGGAAAUGAUAUGUAACUGAGAAAGACCUCUUAGGUAAGUAAGCAUGGGAUUGGGCUAUAAACUAAUAAAUGAGCUUAGUUGUGCAUGUUUAGCCAGAAGUAAGUCUCACCAAGUUCAGUAGUGCUUACUAGAGAAUAAAUGUGCAUAGGAUAGCAACUUAAGUUUGGAACUUGAGGAGGGUAUGGAAUAAUAGGGUCAGUGAGGGAUAUGGCCUGGGUAGGGACAUGGCUUAGGGGGUGACAAGGACUACAUAGAGGCACAAAAACCACAUACACCAACCCCACAAGCCUGAAGUUCUCCAGCCCUGGCUUAAAAUCACCAUAAACCAGUCUCUAAAGCCAGCAUGUGACGGCAAAGAUGAAAUGAACACGUGGGCACAAUCUUGUUCUCAGCUAAAUCAACCAUGGUUUAAGCUGGAAUUGUUAUAUCUGAACUGACCCACAUGUUCCAUCUUUGACUCUAUCAUGAAAGAGAAUACAUGUGAGCUAGGGAUGUUGCAUGUUCUGAACGUUGUGUUCUUGUACCAUUUCCUUCGGUGUUUUUGCUUUAAAGCAUUAAAGAUUAAACUCCUUUCCUCCCAGGCAUAAGAACAGCCCCAAAGCAUUUUGUUCUCAAGAUGGCAAAUCAGUUGCCUGGGGACAUGAGACCGAUAGCCUCCUCCCUUUUGCCACUAUGAAAAUUGCUGUGAGGAAUUCUGGAAUUCUAAGCUACAGGAUUCCUGAACCUGUAAACACAGAACCCUCAUUUUGAAGUGCUGCAAAUUGUGCCGUUUUCACAUUAACUUGCUUAAUUUACAGCAUCUCAGAAGAUUUUUGAAAUCUUUCUCAAGGUGGUGGUCUCUUUGUGUCCUACUCUUCAUGGCAUGAUCACUCAAGCAGAUUUCCAAUGUCCCUGAUUGCUACUACAGUGGUACCUCGGGUUAAGUACUUAAUUCGUUCCGGAGGUCUGUACUUAACCUGAAACUGUUCUUAACCUGAAGCACCACUUUAGCUAAUGGGGCCGCCUGCUGCUGCCGCGCCGCCGGAGCACGAUUUCUGUUCUCAUCCUGAAGCAAAGUUCUUAACCUGAAGCACUAUUUCUGGGUUAGCGGAGUCUGUAACCUGAAGCGUAUGUAACCCGAGGUACCACGGUACAUCAUUCCAUUGCAAAAACAGUUAACAAAGCAGCUAUCUCAUAACGCCUGCACACAUGCAUUGUUAAACUUUUGCCUUUCACUGUGUAGGGACUUAGACUUGUGUAUUCAAAGAGGCAUCUGGAAAAAGCUUCCAGAAGGAUUUUUUCAGCACACUGUAAAUACAAAAGCUAACAGCCAGUGUGAGAGCUAUAGAUCUCCUGUUAGCAGCUUGGCAAGAAUUCCCCACAUCAGCAUGAUUUGCUUUGUUGUAAGAAACACACUGAUGUAUCAGCUUUUCAGUUUUAGUGUAGGAAGGUAUUGAUUUUAAAUACUCUUCAAACCUGACAGCUUAAUUUAAAAGUAAAGUAUGCUUUCACAUGCAAGAGGAACAUUUACUUAGACCCACCUCCAGUGAGAACAUAUUUUUUACAGUAGCAUGUCAUGACACACUAUGCUAGCCUGGGCUGUAAAAUGCCUGGAUGUUGCUUUUAGUAAUACUGUGUACUUAUUUAUUGGCCGUGUAAAGGCACUUUGUUCAAUUAGGUUUAUGUAGCACAGUAAUUGGUUCCAUAGAUAAUGCGCUACAGAAGCACAGUGAGGGGGAAAUACCCUAUUAGCAGACAUCUUGGAAUAGACUGUACUUGUCAGAAGCAAAGCUUUUAGAGAGAGACUGAUGAUGUAGAGCAAAACUUUAAUAGACCCCUGCCUGUUUGGUUAGGUAUUCACUGGGUCAGAGUGGAUUGGUUAGGUGUUUCUCUGUGCUCUUAAAAGUCGUUGGGUUACAAGAGAGCUGAAGUCUGUUCCAUUCUUCCCAGACUGCAAAAAGUUAACUAGCUCUUUUGUGUCCUUAACAUUAUGUAGAAGCUGUUCCAGUUCAGCUGAUCAUUUGAGGCUUCAUAAACUAUUGAGUGCUGGGGAAUAGAUUCUGGUGCUGAGCGCACUUCCAUUACCCUUGCCUUCCUCCUGUCGCACACCAGUUUUAGUUGUUGCUUUCCUAACAUUAUGCUAUCCCUUCAACAAAUACAUUGCUAUAUUUAGUGCCUUGUCACUUACCCCAAUUCUUAGGAGCCCCAACAGAAAUUUCCUAUUAAUUACAAUGAUGAAGCUAUCCUUUCAAAAUGCAAUGCAAUGUUAUUUGCUUUUAUUUCUUAACCAUAAUUUACAGAUCCUUAAUGUUUCACAUUUUAGGAACAGUCUCUUAUUGAAUUUCAGAGUCUUCUUGUUUUUAAGCCGUAUAAAUUAAAUGAUGCUCAUAAGUGCUUUGUAGCUCUUCAAAUGCUUAUGUCUUGGGUUUCAAUAUCUCUUCCAAUCACAGCUACAGCAUGAAAAGGCUGAACUCGAGCAGCAUUUAGAACAGGAACAGGAAUUCCAAGUGAACAAAUUGAUGAAGAAAAUUAAAAAACUGGAAAAUGAUACCAUUUCAAAGCAGCUAACUCUGGAGCAGGUAAACGCUAUAUUACCUAUAUUUAGGUUUGUCAUAUGUCAGGAAAUUUCCUGAGAUGUCCUGGUUUUCGGGUGUAAAAACGACGUCGGGGGGGGUGUCGAAUCAGCAAAAUGUCAGAGAAAACCCAGAUGUAUGGCAACAUGAUGGAAAAAGCAGCAGAAACAGCUCCAAAAGCUUAAAAUCACUAUUUUGGGAGGAGCUCAACAAUAUGGGUUUGUUCCCCCAAAAAGCUCAGUAACUUUGUGGGUGUCAGGAAUUUUACUUUUUGAAAUAUAGCAACCCUACCCAUAUUGUAUUGCACUUGUGCCAGUGAAUUCUUUGAGGCUGACUGAGCUCUGGUAAAAAUGUUGGGCAUUAAAUACUUUUGUGUUGCGUCCCAUCAAAUAGUAAUAAACAGGGACAAUAAGAAGAAUCUCUCAUACAUCUUAUUGCAUCAAGGUUAAUAGAAGUAAAAGAAAUGGCCUCUAGGUGGCAGUUGUUGCCUAAUUCAAGUGCAAUUGUUUAUCUUCCAAUGAUUUGCUGGUUUACUGCAGGUUUUUAGGAUGAGUUAAGAUCUUCCUGUCUACCCUGCCUUUUAUUGUCUUCAAUAUCCAUUACAGAUAUAGUGUUACUGGAGUUGGUCAUGUGUGAUGGUCUUUGUGUUUUUUUCCCUUAUUUUAAUUGCAAUUUAAAUUGGGAAGGAGACGUUAACACAAGUGUGUGGUUGUUUGUUUGCGUUGUAAGCCAGUUUGUAUCCAUUUCACCCAAAAAACAGGUUAAAAUGUAGCAAAAACAAACACUAUUGCAAAGGAUUUCUGUAGAAUAAUAGCAAUACACACAGACCUCUGUAUAAGAAAUCAUACCGAGAGUCUAAAACUUGUUUAUGUGAUGACAACCACAUUCUGUUUUAAAUUUAAAAUGGUUCUGUCAUUUAACCUUAAAGUAAGGUCACUGUGUGUGGUGCAUUUAGCAUAUUUUUUGCUGACUUGUUUUAGGUUGUGUUCUGUUUUUAAACCAAAAGCAACUCUCCACUGAGAACUAAUUUUAUGUGAACUUUAGUAGCUGGGAGUUGUAACAAAGAGAGGUUUGUUCCAAUGGUUCACAUUCUAGAAUGAUUCCUGGUAAAUGAUACAUAUUGGCCCAGUUAGCAUGCAGUGCUAAACCAUGGUUAUCCUUAUAUGCAAGAGCUGGAACAAACCCCCCACACAACUCAGACUCAUUCACUUCACUCCCUUUCAUCUCCUCUUCCCAUGCUGACUUAAGAGGAGGACUGUGACAUUCUUUACUCUCACUUUCACAGAAUCCUGACUUACUGUUGCACAAGAACCAGAGACCGUGACUUAUAACAACUUUUGUUUUGUUUCAAAGCAAAGCAAAUUCAAACCAGAGGUUAGGAAGUGGAUUUGUCAAGAGUUAUAAACCACAAUCUCUGGUUCAUAUGCAACAAGUCGGAUUCAGUGAAAGUGAACAUCAUGUGACUUGCAGUUCCACACUCUGUAAGUUCAUCUUCAAAUAACUUUGAGGUGCUGAACAGCUUCCAUUGAUCUAGAAAACAGCAACACACAAGCUGCUUAUGUGGAAAUUGUAAAUGCAUUGCCUUCCCAUUUUUUCCAGCAUGGCAUGCUGAAGUAGCAAUUCUGUGCACAAAGGGAGUAUGCAGGUAUAUUUUGUUUUUAUUGACUAGUCUGCUGCUGCAGUUUGACUGGUCCCCUGUGGUGUAGGAAAUGAACAACAACCGGAUUAGCAGGCAUGGAAAUAGAAACCUUUGAUAGAAGUGAGAACCAUGAUCAUUCCAAAAAUAUUCUCUACAGAUUUAUAACGCUGACAGCCAUAGUUGAACAAAUGUCAGGUAUGUUAGUAUUUGUCUUUAGAUGUGGAAAAAAUUGAUUAAGCCUAUUAGACACAUACUGCAGGUUUUAACAUUGCCAUUUAAUUUCUGGGAUUAAUCCAAAGGCUUUAUAAGAGUGUUCUGUGGCAUGCUCCCUAAUGGAAUCUGCAUCCCUUUGCAGUAGCACAAGGGAACAAUGUGUGCUAUGCAUUUACAUUCCUACCAUUCAGCCUGGCUGUAGAGCAAUCAGUGUGCGUGAUAUGCCCAAUGGAUGUGCAGAACUCGAGCCAGGUAUCUAAAAUAGCUCCUCUCUGUGGACAAUAACCUGUGGUCCUUCUCCAAGCCCGCAACCUUAGUUCCCCCAGCUUCUAAACCAAGCUGUGCAAUUCAUUAAAGCACGUAGCUUGCACUUGCGGCUUCCAAAAGUGUAGUUGUGAAGGGCUGUCUGGAUCAGAAUUAUGGAAGAGGACUGCUGCAGUCUCCGUACCGCCUGCCCAGUUGUAGAUUAUGUAGAUCACAGUGUAGGGGGGAAAGGUGAACACCACUUGUCAUGAUACCAAUACUGAUCCAUCCCCACAUGCAAGUGUCCAGCCAAGGUUUCUGCUGUUAGUGUGGAUGGAGCAGGAAGGGGUCAGAGGUUGACCCAGCAUCUGCACCUUGGCAGCACUGUGACCCAAGAAGCUGAAGCACCCUGCUUUUGGGGUGUUUCCUUUUCCCAGGAAUCACCUGGCAAGGAGAGCUGGGAGCACCUAUAUACUGUUGCAGAAAAGAAGGGUCUUCCUUGAUGCGUCUUCAUAGUUCACUGGCAAUCACUACAGUCCCUUCCUUCCCUCCAUCUGUGUGCCAUCAGUUUCACGACCACGUUUUUGUUUCCCUCAGCACAGUUGCAAAUCUUUAGACAUCUACUUGACAAGCAGAUGCAGGCUUUUCAGCAGUCACUUUGAGUGAAAAACUGGUUCUUAUUUGAGGUGUCUGGCAACGCUCGUAACAUCUAGCAGAGGUUUGAGCCCUACCUGCCAGUGAUAUUCAAGAGGCUGUUGAGCUAGUGGGCUUUGGAGUAAAUUCUUUUCACACUAGAGGAAGAUUUGUGCUUGGUAGUAAAAAUAUGGAGCUGGUUUAUGUUCUGGUUCUAUCAUGAACAUUCAGUGUAGCUGAGAUACAAGUUUCCAUAUAUGUUUUUUAAAAAAUGCCAGUAAUUUGUGAAAGCUACAGUCCCAUGAUGUGAUUGGAAGUCAUGUGAUACAGCAUUGGUCUUCAACUGGUGUGUUGGAACGCACUACUGGCUUGAUCUAUGAUGGAUCACCAUACUAUAUAUGGUAAAAAAUUAAGAAAUUGUCCCCAAGUUCAAAUUUGGGUUACAUGUAGGUCCUCGAUCUGAAAACAUUGAAUACUACUGGGAUACAGCAACCUUGCUAAAACUAAGCCUGUCUAGAUCUGGUUAGUUGAAUGGGGAUUUCCUGGGAUCCCAGUGUACAAAGCCUUGAUGGAAUCUAAAUGAAAUAGAUAAAAUAGAGCAAGACUACUAUUUGUUUUUGUUUCAUUUUAGGAGUAAGAUUCAGUAAGUAUUUGGCAUUAUAGUCUCAAGCCCAAUGGACUAUAUCUCUCAGUUUGUAUGGGACCAUUCAGCCUUGCAAAGGGAGGGGAGAGUGUUUGCGGCUUUCAAGGGUGGGUGAAAUCAGAUGUUGUGGGCUUACUUUUAAAGUUGUGGAGACAUGGGGCUGCUUUUUCCUAUUUUUUAACAUAAAGGAAAAGCUUUGUCACCACUUCAGAUGGCAGCUUGCUGCCCUCAGCAGCCCUGUAGAAUCCCUUUGAAAUUUGUGACAGACUGACCACUGGGAACAAAGGUACAUCAUGGUCAAUGGCGACACGCUUUUCCCACCAAGAAUGCUCCUUGGAAAUGAUGCUAUUUUAUGAUGGAAUAUUCUUCCUCAGAUUUCUGUAAUUUCAUUUUCUGCAGUGAAUGGUACCAGAGCAGUUAAUCAUUAGGGAAUCAGAAUACAAAAUCAUUCAGAUGGUAGUUUUAAUGGAAUUACAUUCACAUUUAGGCUGUUACUCUUCUAUCGUGUAGGACUGCUUCCUUUUUAAGGUGGGUAGGUUAUUAUUUUUUAAUAGACGUGGUUUAUGACAAGGGUAAGUAAAGGCCAUCUAAAUAUGUUUUCUUUAUCAUCCAUUACUUUGAUUACAAUUAUUUAGUCGUUGAUGAUUGAAAUUAUCCCCCCCCCCCAUUAUGCUUCUGCAGUGAAUUGCUCAUCUGAAACAGCAGUUUCAAGCUCUCUCUUUUUAUCCACAAUUUCUUUUUCCUAGCUAAGACGUGAGAAGAUAGAUCUUGAAAACACCCUAGAACAAGAACAAGAAGCACUAGUGAAUCGUCUCUGGAAGAGAAUGGAUAAACUUGAGGCAGAAAAACGGUCUGUCAUGGCUUUCUUUCUGCAGCUUCCCCCUCCCCCAAUUGUGUGAUAAAACUUGAAUAUCUCACAAUACCUUUUAGAGAAAAGAAAGCUAUUUAAGUAGCAAUAUAGUAAUUAAAAUAGGAAAGCUACAUUUUUUGCAUGCAUUGAUGCAAAUAGUGUUUUAUUGAAGAUUAAAAUUACGUAAGGGGUAGAACUAUGCACACAAGCCUGCUCCCAAUGAUGUCUGGCCUCCUCUCUGCCCUUAGCGCUAAGUGUGUUUGAACUAAGUGCUCUUUGAAGCCUCUGCAGCCCCCAUACUUGCGGACCUUGGGAGUGAGGCUUGCUUGCGCAGUCUGCCCCUCAACAAACUUUUAAUGUUCACAUGUUCAGGCAAAUGCUUGAGAAGGACUAUAGAGAAGGUUGCUGAGUCAUGCAGUAAGGAGCAGAGCGGGAUGCUUGUUGGUGCUUAUUCACCGGUAGUCAUCCUCUGUGUCCUGUGACGAGCUUCGGCUUAAUGUUACGAAACUCACUUGAAAACAAAAACAUUAAUAUUCAUGUAACAAUCCUGACUAGUCUGGAUCUUCAUAGGAACUGACAUUUUACAGCAUUUGGUAGAUUUCACAGAACUAGUCAAGUCUUUGAGGCGAUGAAUAUUUGUGAUGGUGCUGUUGUUAAUCUAGUUAAUGAAGAGGUUAGAGUGUGAUCUCUCUUGGCCUUGUGACAGUUUAUUUGAUCUUUCAGAUCACAUUGGGCUGAAAAUGCUUUUUUAUGGCUUGGCUAUGUGAUGUAGCAUGUCAUGUGUUCUUUUGCUCCAGUUUGCUUCAAAUGUUGUUGUUUUUUAAGCAUGGAGUUCUCAGUGCUAGCUGUGUAGUCAAAUUGUGGCCAUCUGAUUUAUUGGAUGGAUUUUUUCUUAAAAUACAAAAUGAGCAAGAAAUUCCUUUUUAUAUGAGUGAUAUGUAAAAGGGACUUUAAAACAACAUUUUGAAUACAUUAAUGUUGACUUGUCCAUUAAGAGCGCGUGAAGACACUAGGUGAAUGAAAACAAUAGUUUUCAAAGUGGUAACUUAAAUAAAGUAUUCAUCUAGCCAUGUUGUAAUCUGAUUAUUUGAAUUACCGUCACAUGUAUUGGGGAAAAUUCAACUAAUCCCCUAAAUCCUACCACAGAUUUCUGAUCAGGUAUGAAAGCGUUUUUUAAAAAUAAAAUAAAUAAAACAAAGCUUAUAACUUGGCAUAAGAUACCACCUCAGCAAGUAUUGACUACAAGACUGAAGGUAUGGCUGGUAAUUGCAAUAUAUUUACCAUCCAUCAUGUAUCAGGAAAUACGUUAUUCAGAUUUAGUGUCUGCCGUGUACUAACUAGGUGGCCUUGGGCAUUUGCCGUCCUUGUCUUUCAGCUACAGACCUCCAUUCUGCAAUAUGAUGGUGAUAACAAUAAUUAGAUUAAGUAUCAGAAGCACCUUGAACAUUCUGAAACACUAGAAAAAAAAUUGGUAGUGAUGACUACUACAUCAGUUGUAGCAGCGAUGUGGACCCUGACAUCUUAAAUAUAUCAUUAAAACUUCACUCUUCUCCCACCAGCUUUGUUGCAUUUAUAGGAUCAAUGCUGAGUAGUAUUUUUACUUUUUGCACAGAGCCAGAAAGAGGGGAAUAAAAGUUCAGUCAGGUUUUUAAACCAUUGUUAAAAGUAACCUAUACUGAAAUCUUUAAACCUAUUAGAGAUUCUGUAGAAUUUGUCUGUGGCAUUCUCUAUUGUCUGUUAAUGGAAGAAAACUAAAAUGUGAUGGCUCGUUUCCUUACAUUUCUGUAAGGAAGUGUUAAUACUGUAUUUGCAGUUUGUUGAAUUGGCAAAGCAAAGACUCCACAUUAGGUAAAAGUAUGGGCUGGCAAACCAUGGUUUGUCAUUAAUUCCCCAUUCCCUCAAUGCUUUAGACAACUCCCAUGAUCCCUGGUUGAAGCUGAAUGGUUCACGGUGGCCCAUGCAGUGAACAACACACCAUGUUAAUUUUCCAGGAAAUGAGUUUACCAGAAAGAAUGCUGAUAAUUUCAAACCACCUUGCUGUUUAUCUGUUGGUGUAAUAUUACAAAGAAUUGAAGCAGAAUGUACCAGUUGGCAUGUUUGAUGUCAGAAGAUAAAAUCUCAUUUAUCUUGAUUUCAGAAUUCUGCAGGAGAAAUUAGACCAGCCUGUUUCUGCUCCUCCAUCUCCAAGGGACAUAUCAAUGGAGAUAGACUCUCCAGAGAAUAUGAUGCGGCAUAUCAGGUUUCUAAAGAAUGAAGUAGAGAGGUUAAAGAAACAACUCAGAGCUGCACAGUUACAGCGUAAGUCCUGUUUGCCUUGGCUGUGUGGUCUUACUCAUAAUGCUGAGGUGUGCUUUUCAUGAACUGUCUCCUUUUCAAGUUGAAAUUAAUAACUCAAGGACCAAGUCAAAAAUACAGUAAUUCGUUUGUAGUAUGCCAAACCAUUUCCUUUUGUUCCACUUGGGUAGCUGAACAAAUUUUAGUUGGACAGAUCCUUUGGGCAGAACUGAAACAAUUUUGUUACAAAGUUACAUGUGAUCUUAUACAUUUGAAUAUCUUUGCUAAAAUGCAAUCAUACUGCUUUACUUUGCCUUCAGUAAAUAUACAGUAGACCGCUAGUUUGAUUGUUAUGCUAUAGUGAAAACAUAUUGGACAGUAUCCAGUGAAAUAUACACCCCAUUUGCACCCUAAAUCUGUUCUGGGGGUUCCCCAACCCUCUGGUGACAAGGAGAAAUUCCAUUGUUCAAGCAGAAAUUCUUGUGCUGGCAGAAGCACUUUAGUUGAACACCACCCUUAGGUUCUUCCAGAAUCGGCCCUACCAUUUUGCAGGGUGAGGCACCCUCAGUGCUGGGGGGAGGGGUAGAAAGCAGCUUCCUCUUAUUUAUUUGAUUUCAUUUAUUAAUCACUUCCCAUCAAAUAGCUCAAAGGGGUUUCAUAAUGAAAAGGUGGGGGAGGAAUAAUAGAAACAGUUUAAAACUAUUUUAUAUAUACUGUACAAACAAAAACAUUUCCAUGUGUAAAAAGUUAAAACAAUUUCAGCUGCCAGUCUGUUCAGAGUCAUUAGGUGGAAUGGGGUGUGCCCAGUUUUGUCCUUCAGCCAGCAAGCUGUUUGGGCCAUCCUUGGGUCCUGCAACUGCCUGGGAGCGUAAUCUAAGAUCUCUGGUCAUGCAGCCCACAUACCUUUUGCGCUACAUCAUCAUAGCCUUCAAGGAACAAGUGUGGACAUCUUAUGGAGAAACACUGUCUUGUGCAUUUCAUGUGCACACAUGGUGACUAAUAGUCCAUAAAUAACAAUAAAUAAGUGACCUAUUGUGUAGAAUUGCUAUUCCCACCCCCCAGAACAACAGGCAGUUGAUUGCUUUUGACAGAGCCUUGAAUUUUAUUUUGUAUUGGCCUCAUCCUUGCGAUAUCUGAAUUUAAACAAAUAGCUGUUUUUUAAAGUGAGAUUUAACUGUGUGUGUCUAUGGGUUUGGGGUUGUUUUUUUAAGGGCGAUAUCCAUUGUUGGUCAUAGUUGGAAUAGACCUACUGAAAUCAGUGGAGUUAAAGUAUAAACUCUAAGUAUGACUUUGUUGGAUAUUGCCCACUGAAUCUAAUACUCAGAAGAAUGUUUUUAUUAUUAUUACUCCCAAAUUUGGUUUCUCAUCUGCAUUUUGUGAGGGGAACAGAGACUAAGUGUGCAAGAAUGAAGGCUUAUAUCAGUUUUAUUGUGUUUAGAGAUGGGAUUGGGGCGGAGGCUAAAAUCUGCCCAGGACCUUAUCUCAGAUUUAAUAUGAACAAUAGUUUAAUGUUCUUAUUUCCUUUGGGUGGAGCGGGGAAGAACUGUGCAAACAGUUGCCAGUUCUCACUGCUCUUGGAUGCCUGUGUAGUCAUCUUGAUGACUGUGAUACCCCUGUUUUGUCCUUUAAUUCUUACUCUCAUAUUUUUAAUUUAAAAUCUAAUAAAGCACUUUGGAAUAGCAGUGGAUUUUUUUUCAGCUUUGCUUUCUGGGGAAUAAUGUUUUGAAUAAUAUAUUCUUACCAUUUGGAGGAGAAAGUAUGUUGCAUACUGAGACCUUGUAUGCAAGUUCAGAAAAUUAAUAUUCUUCAUCCCUUAAAGGAGAUGACAUUAAUCUCUCUGUACUUGUCGGUCUCUUCUAUGCAUUGCCUUUACUUUACUGUGCUCAAAAGUGGGAACAAGGGCUCUGAGUAAUAGCUGUGUGCAAAUGCUGGCCUGAUUUAUUGCCAUGAGGGUGGAUCUUGGUUUUGCUCUUCAUCUUCUGAACAUUCCGUUCUUGUCCUUGAGUGACCUGAUGAACAAGUGAAGCUCUGCGUGCGUGGAUGUGGUUGAUUUAUCAAUGCAUGUGCCACCAAAAGCAAUCAUAAAAAGAUCCUAACUAACAGAAGAGCUGCAAAAAGUACAGGAGGUCUUUGGAAGCUGCUGUAAUUUCAGAAUGGUCCAAAUGACCUAGGAGAGAGUUCUGUUGUACCCUUGACCUGUUUGUGGGCAGUUGAUGGGCCACCAUGAGAACAAACUGCCUUUGGCGUCAAGUGGCCUCAAGUGGCUUUUCUCAAGGUGUGAAACUGAGGAAGAGGGAAGCUCUCCCAGGUGCGAGCUGUGAGGAUUCACUUCUCUGUAUGUGGACUGAAAAUUAAAGAUCUCAUGGAGCGCUAUAUAUACACAAUUUUGUGCUUUAUUAUAUUAUUUUAUUUCUCUUCUUCCUUUUCUCUUUCCUCUCCCUCCUUUAUUUUUCUUUUUAUGUUGUUAUUUUGACUAGUGAUUUUAUUUAUCAUAUGUUGAAAAUUCUUAAUAAAAUGGAUUUAUAAGAACAAACUGUCAUGGGCCUGACCAAUAGGGCUCUUCUUAUCUCUGUCAUCAAAUUUCAGCUGGGACUUUUAAUUCUACUUGAAUGCCUUCUUGCAUUUCCUUUCUGGCUCAGGAGCCUUUUCUCUGGGGUUCCUCCCCACAACAUUGUUGCCCCAUACCUCCUCUCAAUGUGGCACAGGUCUUCUGAUCUUGUUUCCGCAUCAUGGUGGUAAUAUGCAAUGGGGGCCAUUUAUGCAGUCAAACAGAGCCAGUGGGGCAUAGUCAUCAUGGUUUUUAACAUUUAUACGCAGCCUUUCCAUAAAAGAUGCCCUUAGGAUUGUACUGGACAGUAGAGGCUUCAUCAUGAAACUUGGGUGGGCCUUGGGCCAUUCAGUGUAUUUGAAGCUAACCUUUUGCACAGUUAUUAUUAGUUUAUUAUUUAUUAAAUUUGUAUACCGCCCUUCAUCCAAACAUCCCAAGGCGGUUCACAACAGAAAAAAAUAAAAAAUGAGAAUACAAAAUACAUAAAAGAACAAAAACAGACAAAACCAAUAGCCCCCCCUCACUUUCAGUGAGUAUACUUUGAGGACAAUCAACUUUGGAUACAGGCCAGCCUAUCCAGGAUGCUGAUGGUCCCUCUUACCUCCCCAUAAGACACAGAAGCGUCACUAAUAUUGUUAGCAGUGAACCAGAAUUAAGGGUUGGGGGGAUGUUUAUAUGCUGGUGAGGAUAAUGAUGAUUUCCCCCUUUCAUGUCUCUGUAACACACCACAACAUCUUGCUAGUUCUUUUUUAAUAAUUUAAUAAUUUUAAAUAUUAGGCACUAUUACUAGCAACGAACCAAAAUUCUGGUAUAGGGAGGAGGGGUCAAGCCAUCAACUAGUUAGUUAGUUACUAACUAUCUACUCUUUGUGUGAAAACAAUUUGGGUGAAAUCCCAGGGGGAGGGGAGAGGGAGUCAACAAAUGCAAAUAGAUAAAUCAUGCCUUGUGCGCUUGGGGAUUUCUGUAAGUGUGAAAGGGUUUCAAGGUUUUAAAUUAUCCUUUUAAAAGGGUAAUACAUUUUAAAUGAUGUCUCGAUCCAAACAGUUCUUCUCAUUAAUGUAGUAAUGGCAAACCACUGCUGUCCAGCAGGCAGCAGUCUCUCCAAAAUUAAAGCUUCUGGCUGAAUGCCUGGUUCUAAUUUCAUCACUUCUUCCAAGUGGAGAGUCUUUCUGUACUGCUGCUUGAAAAUGGAGCAACAGAUCUAGUUCAGACUACCAUUUUAACCCAGAAUGGGAAGCCUGUGGCCCUCCAGAUGUUGUGGGACUCCAGCUCCUAUUAGACCCAGCUAGUAUGGCCAGUGGUCAGCAAUGGUGGGAGUUGUAGUCCAUAACAUCUGGAGGGCCACAGGUUCCUAUCAUUGACCUAACCCAUCAUUUAAUGGUUGCAAAUAAGCCUGCAUGACCAAAAAGACCAAAAACUUCCAUUUUCCCUUUACAAUAAACUCUGCAUCUCUGCUACGUAUGAACUUGUCAAAUGGGGGUCAGAUUGGAUCAAAUCAAUCCACAUUCUCAUCACUUGGCAAAGGCAAGAUCUGAACUCUAAACAUCUACCUGUAUUUGGCUAUGCCUCCAGAACAAAACGUGAGUUUAGUAAUAAAAAGGCUGAUCAAAUUUUUGAUUCUUUAGAUUCAGAGAAGAUGGCACAGUAUUUGGAGGAAGAACGCCACAUGAGAGAAGAGAACUUAAGGCUCCAAAGAAAAUUACAGAGAGAGAUGGAGCGAAGAGAAGCCUUGUGCAGACAGCUGUCAGAAAGUGAAUCGAGUUUGGAAAUGGAUGAUGAGAGGUUUGUGUUGCCCGUAUAUUUAGGCGCUGCAGUAAGAAAUCAAAAGCAGUCUAAAAACCAGGUUUCUAAAAAUGGUACUGCCAUAAAAAUGACUUCCCUUGUCAAGUUUCCCCCCUCUAUCAUGUAUUGGACACUGUCCCUUAUGUCCCAUAUUAUUACGCUGUGCAUUUCCCUCCACGUCAGCCGACUUGGUGGAGCUGGGGAGGGAAGAGACACAGCGUAAUGAUACUGGGAGACAAGGUAAGUUGUAAUUAGCUGUCAGGGGGGAGCGUUGUGACACAAGUCUGAUGUUUGGGGCCAUCUGUCCAGUGUAGGGAUAACUUAGCAAAUGAUAUAUAUAUAAUCAAAGUAACAGCUGAGCCAUUCAAGCCAGAGCAUAACAAGAUUUGAGCUUCCAAAAACUGACCACUCUUCUCAGUUCCUUUUGAGUAGUGACUUCAUGGUGCACCUCCUGGCAGCCAGGUCAUUUGUGAAUUUAGCUAGUCUGUGUUGAGGAUUGCCGAAAGGAAGGAGCACACACUAGAUCUGUUAUGGCUGGCACCCGGUCAGAUAAAUCCGAGUCCCUUCUGCAUUUGGUCACUGCACUGGCUUCAAUUGAUACGCAUAAAUUUGCUUAUGAACAAUUCCUUGGAAAGAAAGCAAACAUACAGAAGCACACUGCAGUAGGGCUUUCCUUGCUUUGUCACUGAAGGGAGGCCUUGCCUUUCUGGAAAUGGUGCUUGCCACCAUUAGUUCUUGCAUCAGUACUUUUGUAAAAUAAAUUACUACUUUAAAAACCUUUUAAAACUAGUUGUUCACCAAGCUAGACGGCUUUAUUUAAAAGAGGAUUAGAGAAACUCAUUUAGGAUAAGGCUAUCCAUGGCUACUAGGCCCGAUGGCUAUGCUGUGCCUCCAUGGUCAGAGGUAAUAAAACUUUCCAGUUGCUGGAAACCAUAGGAAGGGAGUGUACGCCUGCGUUCAGAUCACGUUAGUUCACCAAUGAUUUAACUAAACAUUGCAGCCUUGCUAACUACUGAUGCUGCUCUAGUAUCUUCCAGUAUUUGUCUCAUGGUACACAGGACAUAUGCUGGAGGGGAACCUAAAAAUAAAACUUAAGCAAUAUUUCUUGGAAAGAGGAAACUCAUCCGUGUUUAUCUCUUAAAAUAGAUAUUUUAAUGAGAUGUCUGCACAAGGAUUAAGACCACGCACUGUGUCCAGUCCAAUUCCAUAUACACCUUCACCAAGUUCUAGCAGACCUAUAUCACCUGGUAAAUAUAUGCACCGCUUUCUUCUUUAUUUUUAAAUGUAUUGCGAUAAUAUUUAUAUUUAUCUAAUCUUUCUUUUUACAAAAGCAUUCAGCGGAAACUUGUGAUGUGUCCUGAAUUCUGUCAGAGCUUUUGUGUGUAAUUAGCCAGUAAAUGGGAUUGAAGCAGGCUAGAAAUUAAAAUGGGGCAGGCUAGAAAUUAAAAUAACUCAAUCAUAUCUUGCUUUGUCAAUUCCACUAAGCAUAAUAAUUGUGCAAACAGGUGUUCAAAUGCAGUUUGCUCAGGUUAGGAGAUAAUGCCUGUUGCUUUCUUUUUUAUAAGGUGCUGGGUGUUUUGGUAUCUGAGCAUAUUAGCAUUUGUAAACCUACACCGUCUUGCUUUCAUUAUUUUAGGUCUCUCGUAUGCAAGUCACACAGUUGGCUUUACUCCCCCAACUCCACACACCAGAGCCGGCGUGUCUUAUUAUAACAACCCAGGCCUUCAUGUGCAGCAUAUGGGACCAUCCCAUGGUAUUACAGUGAGUAUUUAAGAACUGAGCAUCAUAUCUCUUACACAUUUUGGGGGGGAGGGGGAAUAUAUAUUCUAUGCUGGUUCCAUUUAAGUGUCUUCAACCAGACCACCAUUCAUUCCAUGCUUCCCUUUUUGCACUAGAUAAAACAUUUAGAUUUUUGCUCCAGUAUAAAGAAUAGUGCAUGCCUUCCUCCCUCACCUCCAAAAUCAGUAAUGACUGUGACCUAUAGAUGGCUGUGUUGCUGCAAGAUAGCGUGGCUGAGACUUGGGGGCAGGAUAGUUUCACCUAUGACCUCCCUCCCUCCCUCCAUCAGGUGCCUUUCAUGCACCAGUUCAAUUGCUAUGGUUUCCUAUAACGUUCAGUUUAUUAACUGCUUUCUACUUAAAUAAAAAGUUUUUUUAAAAGAAGAGGAGAACUAGUACCAGGAGCAGCAAGUGCUAGAAAUGAAAGUGGUGGAAGAAAGAAGCUUGGCUACAUUGAGGAUCAGAGCAGUGAUACGAUGAAAGUCAUUCCUGCUCCCCAAGAGAGAAAUGCUGCUUUUCACAUCUUUCACCACCUUGACAGAUGAAUCGUCCCAUAUUUUUCCAGGAUUAGGUGUUCUUGUAGAUAUCCUACAUAUACUGUCAUUCAGUCAUUGUGUACUUUCACCCAUUUUCUGCCAAAUAGACUAAAAAGAUCAGACCUCUUUGUUAAGAUUGCCAGCUGUCUGAGUGUAUUCUGGUCUGAAAAGCCAGGAAGCCUCAGAGCUGGCCCAACAUACUUACUUAUUGGCUCUGAGCCCGCAAGGCCCACCAAUGCCCAGUCUUUCUUCUAAUAAAAACCUGGGAACCCCACUUUGUACUGGGUUUCUGGACAAGCAAAUUGUCCAUCCCUUGCAGUUCUUUCCAUUUUGGACAAUAGUUUUCAAGCUUUUGAUUCCAUUCUUAGUUCCAUUCUGUUUCCUCAGUUUUCCUAGGAAACGUUUUGUAGACUCAUAGUAUUAUAAGAGUUGGGAGGGACCCCAAGGGUCAUCUAGCCCAGCCUUCCACAAUGCAAUUGUGGAGCGAUGAUGAUGAUAAUGAUGAUUCACUGCUCAGCCACAAGGGGAGAGGGGUAGCAACAGUGACUGUACCUGUUGACUUACUCCUGCACAAAACUCUGGUAAAGGGCUCCAUAGGCCUCUUUCACCGAAUGCAAACAGUAAUAAAGGCUUUGUGAGAAUUGAGAGCAGUGAUGGGUAUAAGGGGAGAAUCCUUGAUAGAGCCUCUGUUGCUGAUCAGCCUUGAAGGGCAGGUUUUGAAGCAGCCCUUUCCCUGAGUAUCAUCUGGAGAAAAAGUGGCCCAAGUAUUGGAUGGAGUGAGGUCAGGAGCUAUGAUGGGAAGCCUUUGGAGUCCUUGACCUCUGAUUGCUUAUCUCUGUAGCAGUUUCUCUUAAAAAUUAAAACAAAAAUACAGUUAACAUCUAAUCGAUACACUUAAAGAGUUUCCUCCCCUCACUUGUAACUUCCUUCCUUUUUUAAUUUACUCCAGCCACAGUCCAAAGUGAGGAAAGUUGUGGUUAGUGCCAAGAAGGAAUUGUCUCAAAAUCAUGGUUUGAAAUGAUUGAUUUAGUGUUCAGCUACUACAUCAUUAGAGUUUAAACAUUGUGUGUUGUUAUCCAGGCGUAAUUCAAAUUCAGUUCUUCUAGAAAGGAGCCAUUACUUUCAGCUGCUUUCAAGCUUUCUGCUACCAUUUUGUAUUUCCACUGUGUCAGUAGCAUUUGUUCUUCUCAUUUUGCCCUGCAUGGGACAUGUCAUACGACAGCAGCAUCGCAGUAUCAUGCUUAAGAGGACAGAGGGUUAUGUACAAAAUAGUCAAAGGUUGGAAAAGGCCAGCCUGAGACCCAUAAGAUACUUUUUCCCCUGUUUGAAUUUCUCCACCAGGAAUGAAUUUGAGUUUAAGUGUGUCAAAAGGCAAGAGUGUCCCUGUCUUGUACAUGAGUCUAUGCUAGUCAAAACUCUGGCACUGUUGUUUUCUUUCACAGAGACCAUCGCCCCGAAGAAGCAACAGCCCUGACAAAUUCAAGCGUCCCACUCCUCCUCCUUCUCCCAAUACACAGACCCCACUGCAGCCUGCCCCUCCACCUCCGCCACCCCCUGUGCAGCCUGCAGUCCAGUCGCCAGCCACUUUUCAACAUUCAAUGCAUCCUUCUUCUCAGCCUUAGUGCAUGUGCUCAGCAAAUCUGUAUUCCGAGUUGGACUCAUAACACAGAGCAGUUUACUACAAGCCAAAGGCUUACAAUGGUAUAUUUGGAUUUGACUUAUUUGCACUGAAGUUUUUGAGGCUUCACUGUUUAAUUGUGUUGUACAAGUUUGUCCGAGGUUCAAAUGUUAGCACAUCUCCUACAUGGAAAUCCCUUCUGUGCAAGGGGGUGGGGGAAACAUGAAACCUGCAUGUAGAUAAUCACAUGAAUACAUGUGGUGGUUUUCAUGGUGGGUUUUUUUUUUAACAUGGAUGUGCUUUCCAUGUAGGAAGUGUGCUAUAUUUGAAGUUGCCGUAAAACGCAGCCAGUGUUGUGGAUCUGCAACACUAAAUUUAAAAUAAAAUAAAAAUUCCAUCAGUGUUUUACUUGAACUUACAUGUCUGUCCAUCCUCUGGCUGGAACAUUUGCUACUUUGUUUGGUAUUAUGGCAUUGCUUUGCUGAGCUCCCAAAGCUUAAAUAUAUAUUUUUUUUCUUUCCCCCCAGGCUUCUAGGUUUGUAAAAUAAAAGGGACAGCUUUUUAUAUUUUUUCAUGACAACUUGCAUAUAAAAUUACAGGCACGAGCUGUAUGUUACGAACUCCUAAAUAUUAUAGUGUGUUUCAAGCAUAUAAAGUAAAUCAGCACUACAGUUCAAUAAUAAAAAGAUACAGCUUUUAGUGCAAAAGUGAAAGUCUGACACCUUAAUGCCCAAACUCACUUUUUUUUUAAAUUUUAUCCCUUAAUUUUCUGAUACAGCAGCAAACAUACAUUGACAAAUCCAUACCUUUUCUCCAGUGUGUGGUACAGUCUGAAGUACAAUGUGGGAAGCCUGACUUGUCAGAGUAUAUAGAAUGUAUUGAUCCAUGGACCUUAAAAGUUGAUUGUUUCAUUUCUCAUUCAUGUUGACCUGUAAAACUGUCCGUACUGUUGUUUUCAUCACAAUGAUCUUCUGUAAGUGUGGUUCUGCCAACAAGAUCCUUGUGGCUGAUUAAAGUGUGCUCUCCAAUUUCUGCUUUAGAAAAGCAAUUUGUAUUAAAAAGGCUGAUUCCCCCCUCCCCUUGUUUAAAAUAUAUUGUGUGACACCCCCCUCCUGAAUGUUUGAACCAAUAUUUUAAGCAUUCAAAGAAAAAUCAGAAGAAAAUAUGAUUGAAGGUGCACAUUAUAGCAGCAUAUUGGUGUAACAGCCGAAAAUGUUGUAUUGCUUGGUAGAAAAGGAACAGAUUGCAGAGAAAAGUUAGAUGACAAUAGCAAAUGCAUAUUUAGCAGCAUAAGCCGGUACAAUGUAUAAAGAAAUGUAUUCUGAAAUACAUUCUUUCCAUUCAUUUAGCACAAAUAAAUUGUUUGGUUUCACUUUGCAGUGUAACAAAGUGUCACUUUUUCCCCCUCAAUAGGGCACCUAUCUACUUACCUAGGUGCUUUUUUCUUGGUGCUCCUGCUCAACAGCUUUUACAUAAUGGGGAUUAAUUUUUUAAAAAGCAACAAUAAAAAAAACAAGCCUGAAUUUGCACAGCUCUUACAUGGAAUUCCCCUUAAGCCACCAUCAAACCACAGAUCAGGCCAUUUUGACGGCACAAAAUAUGAAUCCAAAAAUAACCAUGGUGGUGUUGAAAAACUCUUGGCUGCAGCUUGUGGUGAGAAGGGAGCUUGACCACAGAUCCCAGUUUGGAUGACCCGCUGCACCAAACCUCGGCUUAGCUUCCCACAGCUUAAAAGGGGAAAGGACUAGGGAGGAGGAAAGCAGCUGAAAGCACCUCUCCAGGAGCCUGCAAAUUUAUGUGGUCUCCCCAAAUCAAGGUUUGGCUUACCACGUCACGUGAACCAGCUCUCUCUGUGUUGUUAACAUUCUGUUUUGGUUGGUUCUCUUGAGCAGCCAUAGAGCCAGGUGGAAGCCUGGUUCCUUGUGAACCAGAAUUAGCAAAUGAGCCAUAGAAGUGCAACUCUAACCAGUUCCAUGAAAUUCUCCCCUCACUGUUCAACCUUGAUUAAGUGGUAUUUUGGCACAGGUACAAGCCACAGUCCAAAGGGGUUCUCCUUUAUCUUGGAGUGCAACUUGAAAUGUGUUCUACAUCCUGGGUGGGUAGUCAAAGGUGACAUUUCACCUGGCUAGAAAUUGUCCAUGUUAGUCACCAUUAUUGCUUUUGAUUAUCCAUAUAACAAAUAGAAAAUGCAUUUAUUCCUUAAAAGUAAUAACUUGUGUCAACCGUGGGCUGCUUAACAUCUAAUUCUGCUCCCACAUUUUCUCCUUGUGUAGUUUUGUGUGUGUUUCGACAAAUGAUGUUAUGUUGGUUGUAACUUAGAAAGCAACAGUGGAACAUGGAUGGACAACUGUUGAGGUUCUGUUGUGGUGCUUAAAAGCCAAAACAGUGCAAUUUAACUUGAAUUCGGGAAUGCUGUCUAAAACUGAAGUCCUGUAUUCCAGUUUGAGCAUCAAUUAUGUGUGCUGUGAUGAAUUCUCCCCCAUUUGUUCGUCUUCUGAUACACAUUAGCUGAAAACCAAGUAAAAGAUAGAGUGGUAUGCAUUCUUAUUCAAAUAAGUAUUGGCAGAUUUGUGCAGCUAAGAAUUUGUACCUCAGCUUUUAUACAGUCAUCGGUAGGCUAGAGAAACUCAUUCAGACUAAGACUCCCAUUCUAUCAAGGGAUUCUUUUUUCUUGUCUUACAAACUAGAACAAGGCAUCUUGUUGAAUUGUUGUUGACUCCUUAUACUUCUGACGUCACCACACUACCUUUCUCAGAGUUGCAAAGCCACAGCUAUCAGCUGCUGCUCAGUUUCCUCUCUGGUAUAGCAGUCACUCUGUGCUGUAGACACUUCUUCACUUGUUCUAAUUUCCUGUUUCAACUUGGUAGACUAACCAGCCACCCUUACUUUUAAGAAGAAGAAAAGUGCUGCUACAGUGAAUGUCAUCUGGUUAUCUUACCAGCAGACUUGUUUGCAUAGCAUGAGCAGAGCUAAGAGGCAGAUAAUCCAAAAUGCAUUGUUAUGGUAGUUUGCUUGACAUUUUAUGGAAGCAGCUAUGUGGAUUAAGAAGUAAUCUGUGGAACCUCAUUUUCUUUCCCAGCGUUGCUACUAGAAGUGAUUGGAUACUGUUUCUAAAGCACAUUUCAACUGAGAAAAACACUCCCUGAACAUGUUUUUACCAUUUUCAAGAAGGUAAAACAUAGCUGAUUGUGUAGGGCUUAGUGGUUAUUUUUUUAUCCCCUGUAUUGUUUGUAUUCCUCACUUGCACAGAGUUUGGAAUGUGGGUGGUAUGCUAGAUUGUUAACGGCCUAGCUGUUAAUCUGUAUAUGUAAAAUUGAGUUCCUAGAAUGAAAAGCAACACAAGAAGAAGAAGAAGAAGAAGAAGAAGAAGAAGAAGUUGUUUGAAGGGAUGCUGCUCAGUUCUCAAUCGCUUAGGUCACUAGGGGGCAGUGAGCAUCAUUCCAGUGAUGUCCCCUUUUGUGGCACAGAAUGGGAACCUAUGGUCCUCCAGAUGUUGGACUCUUGAUCCCAUCAGUCCCAGUGAGCAGGAAUGAUGGGAGUUGUAGUCCAACAUCUGGAGGACCGUAGGUUCCCCAUCCCUGAUCUGUGCAAAGGGUAGCCAUUGCACUGGAGGCCACAGAAGGGGGCUGGGGCGAACCUGGAGAUUAUUUUGCAGUGCUGUGAGGCAUCUAGAAGAGCUGGAGUGAAUCCCAACCUUCCAUUCCUACGCUUGAAAUCUCAACAUACCUUUCGCUAGUAGCAAGAAUACUUGGUGUUCAUUAUUCUGUUAGUGGUCAGGAAGCUUCAUGGACAGGACUGUGAGGUAGAACAGUAUUCUUAAAAGUGAGACUGGUUAGCCAUUUUAUUCCAAGGGCUGCACUCACUAUAGGUCAGCCUUCUCUUGCACGCUUGUAGACAUGCAAGCAGAGGUGACGAAGCAGUCGUGGCAGCAUGCUGGAGAAGGCACCUUGGGAAUGGAAUGCGGAACUAGAUGUGCACUGGUCGUCUCCUGCAAGGCAGUUCCUUGUUGGCUGUUUGUCAGAGAUGGAAUUUAUAGUCUUAUAUAAAAGUGGGGACACAUCAUGGGAGCAACUCGGCUACAAGUGCCUGCACGCUCAGCCUUCUAAAGGAGCUGCAAAGCACUGCACGACAUACAGGUAAAAGUACAGCUAAGCCCUUUACCUGUAAAUGAAACAUUCACACAUCUUUAUUGCCAGUUCCUUUUGCCAGUAGCCUUAACACAACAUAUCUCAGCCUAAUGUAAGAGGAUGCAUUUCUUUCUGUUUAAACAGAGACAGUUUUAGCAGACUUUAAUGAGCUAUAGCUGUCAUACCAGCUUUAUUUAAAUGAAUGUAUAAUUCUGUUUGCUUCUUUCCAAAACAAGCAGAAGCCAUGACAACAUAUUAAAGUAUCAAGUCAAAUUCCUCAACCUAUUAAGUAACUCACUAGGAUUAUUUCCUGGUAUUCAGGGGGAGGGGGCUGUUUUUGUUUUUUUCUAAAUCACAGACUAGUUUAAUGCUUAAUUCCUGGAGUGUAAAUAAGGAUUUUAAAACUGUUGAAGAAAACUUCCCCUUGUGCUAUGAAUUUGAACUUCUGCCAGAUGCAUAUUUUUUUGUUGCUUAUACACUUAAAUCACAUGGAACAGAGUUUUUGGGUUUCUACCAUUUACCUGGAAAUAACAUGAAGGAUUGUUUCAAAAAAUUAAGAAAAAAAAGCACCUGCCAUUGGAAAUUGCAUGUCUGCAAUUUUUUUAUAAUCCAGCCUUCAAGUGACAGUUUUGUCUGCCAGUAACCUGUAGCGCACCCUCACACAAAGCAAGGCAUGCACACAUAUUCUAACCCCUAAUAGACCUGCCUGUGUUGUUUGAAUCUCCAUGCGCCGUGAGGCUCACUGGGUGAUCUUAGGUCAGUCACACACUCUCAGCCUAACCUACCUCACAGAGUGAUUGAGAGGCUAAAAAGGAGAGCUCAAGAGGAGUCUGUACCUUCUGAGCCACACCUUAUCUGAAUAACCCAUUCCUGGCUUCAAUUUAUUGGCCAUGGCGCAGGUGGCGUGACAGCGUUCCCAUGCCCGUGAUAAAGUCUGGUGUCCGCUCCUGGCAAAUACCAGGGUCUGUGGUCCUCAGAGGGCCUACUGUGGCUGUAGCCAGCUUCCCUUUCUUGAGGGCAGAGGAAUACAUAUUUUAGAGCCCAGCACUGUGACGUAGUCAAUCCCCAUCUUCAUUACCUCACAAUGCUGCUCUCCCCACAUUUCCCCAGAGGCAUUCCAGAAAAAUCAAGAUGGUUGCAACAGGAGGCUGAACUCCUGCUCAGCACCAGAGACUGCUGCCAUUUUCUCCUUUGCGGCCCAGUAAAUAUUUUUGUGGAGUGAGAGGAGGGCACCUAUAGGUGGUAUUCAACACCAGUUAAACUGGCCAAAAUGUAUAG
Messenger RNA from Podarcis lilfordi (Lilford's wall lizard), 41682 nucleotides. The record is from the annotation of a GenBank genome assembly. Lineage: Eukaryota; Metazoa; Chordata; Lepidosauria; Squamata; Lacertidae.